This is a messenger RNA of Annulohypoxylon truncatum, 2200 nucleotides long. RefSeq lists its product as uncharacterized. The record is from RefSeq and is a predicted model, not a curated record. The transcript has 7 exons. Bases 203 to 1999 code for a protein of 598 amino acids. Lineage: Eukaryota; Fungi; Ascomycota; Sordariomycetes; Xylariales; Hypoxylaceae.
CUACAGACUUUGUCCAACAGUAAUGUAGCAAGUCUUAUAUAUGUCGAGACAUGCCAGAUUACGACGAGGCUCGGCUUUUCGUUUCUAGUGUGAGCAUUUAUAUUUAGUAUCCUUUUUCUCGAAUUAUCAUUCUUGUAUACACUAGAUCGACCCCUUAAUCAGAAAUUCGUAUCAACUUAUCGUCGUACGACUCUUUUCCGCGAUGAAAAAAAGGAUCGUGGUUUGUUGUGAUGGCACUUGGCAGAAUUCUGACAAUGGCUAUGUUCAGCCGACCUCCUCUAACCCCAUCCCGACCCUCCAGAUCCCCUCAAACGUGACACGUAUCUCGAGAAUUUUCAAGAGGACCUGUUCUGACGACACCUUCCAAAUCGUCUACUACCAAUCCGGUGUUGGUUCUAGAUCGGGCCCAAUCGACAGAGUCCUUGGUGGCGCAUUUGGAAUUGGUAUAGCAGAGAACAUUCGUGAAGCAUACGCUUAUAUCUGCGCGAACUACGUCGACGGAGAUGAGAUCGUCCUCGUCGGCUUUAGUCGCGGAGCUUUCACCGCAAGGUCCAUUGGUGGUAUGAUAUCCGAUCUAGGCCUGCUCACCCGUGAAGGCAUGGAAUUCUUCUACCCUAUCUUCAAGGAUAUGCAGAAUUGGAUGAAUCCGGAUUAUAAAGAUCAGUUUCCUCAGAUUCCAUUCCCUGACAAACCGAAAGGGCCACAUGCGGGGGACGAAUAUAGAAAAAGGCUGGUUGAGAAAGGGUACACCCGUUUACACCAGGAGAAAGGCGAAGGGGACUUGAUUAAGGUCAAAGCCAUCGGCGUAUGGGAUACAGUUGGCGCGCUGGGUAUUCCUCAGGGAAAGCCAAGAGAAAUACUUGCUCGACUUGGUAUUAAAAUGCGCAAUCACGAAUACCGAUUCUACAAUACUAGAUUGUCUAACAAGAUCGAACAUGGGUUCCACGCGCUCGCGCUAGAUGAGACGCGCGGCCCAUUCAGUCCGACUCUAUGGGAACGGCAGCCGGAGUAUCGUGACACUUCAGAUCUUCGACAAGUUUGGUUUCCCGGAAGCCACGGCAAUGUCGGUGGAGGCUGGAAAGACCAAGGGGUUGCUAAUAUAACCCUUGCCUGGAUGAUGGAUCAACUUUCCUCCAUCGGCUGCGAGUUCGUACCUGAUGCUCUUGAACGGUUUCACGAUCGCAACGUGCAAUUUUACCACAGUUUGAAGCCAGAAGAGACGAAGCGCGAGAGAUGUGCCAAAGUCUGCUGUAGGCCCUGCCGUUCAAAUGCCAAAGAACCUCUUCUUUGGGCAACAAAAGACAUCUUCGAUACGAGCAAGCCCAUCCGCCCAUGGUCUCUACACAGCAUUCGUUCAGUCUCUAGUCCCAUCUACAACCUUACUGGGAGCGUCACUCGUUCGCCGGGCUUGUACAAAAAGGCCAAUCCGGAUAACGGAAGCCCUAGGCGAGCCUUUCUUAAGGAUACGAACGAGCGCAUCCAUAGCUCGGUUCGCGUGCGCCUGGCUUGCGAGGGCUUAGGCCUUGACGACUCGAACCUCUGGGAAUGUCCCGCGUUGCUGCGGUCGUGGCGUCCUCGGCGCGUACCCGAUACCUUCAACCCCGUCCGGCAGGAUGCCAACUGGGGGCCAAAAAGUGGUGGAGGAAGCGCAAGGGGUUCGGCUGAUAUUACCAACGCCACCGUAGAAGACGCCAUCGAUCGCGGCGGCACUUCCAGCACAGUCAUUCAUGAGCCGGGUAAAAACGGAAAGAAUGCAGUCGCGAGAGCGGAUAACCCUUCUCAGGGGCUACGUUGGGUCUGGGAAUAUAUAGGCCCCGACAAGAAUGCUCCAUAUACCCGGACUUUGGUAGAAGAGACUAUGGGGCCAUGGGAGAGACACUUGUUGACAUUAGCCACCGGCAAGGUGAAAGUAUACGACUAUGCAGAGGCCCGGGAAGUCAGCAAGUUCAGGAUCCUCAACACUAAGAAAUUAUUGAAGAAGUCGAAGUCAAAGAAAUAGGAUCGGGGAUGAAGGAAAGAAUUGCCAUUGCUGCGUAAGUAUUAAUAAUAGUAUUUUGUUUCUUUGCAGGCAAUGUUUCAUUGCAUUUGAACCAUAAGUAGCAUAACUCCGAAUUGUAUGAAAUUCCAAUUGAAGGUACCCAAGUGAACUAUCAAGAAGCGCAGAAGCAUACCAGUUAGGUAGCUUCCGGAGCAAUUGAUA